Paramacrobiotus metropolitanus is the source of this 1615-nucleotide messenger RNA. RefSeq lists its product as uncharacterized. The coding region runs from base 424 to 1413 and encodes 329 amino acids. Lineage: Eukaryota; Metazoa; Tardigrada; Eutardigrada; Parachela; Macrobiotidae. The record is from RefSeq and is a predicted model, not a curated record. The transcript is spliced from 3 exons.
UUUCGAAAUGACGUCGUAUUAAAAAUACUUGCGUGUAAACCGCAUAUUAAACAAUAUAAACUAUGUGCUGAAUACUUGUACCAGUUUAUGCGCAUCGUGUUAAAUACUACUACAUGCACUUGGAAUAACCGCUUAAACACGCUACAUUUCGAUUUUCGAACUCUUGAAUGGGGAACAGGAAUUCGCAGUCGCUGGCAUUCCACCAAUUUGCAUUCCUCGGUAGCUCGAUCCAUUGCGCGAUGCUAGCCAGACGAAAAUCCCUAGGAACGCAUGAUUUAAGGGAAUUCGAGGCAGUGAUCUACGCAUUAGUCGCAUUCGCUUUGUGAAGAACUGUUAAGCGUCCUACAACCGAUGUGGCGGUGUGCACUGCGUACGUAUACUGUUUUCCACUGACGGCAGUUUUGACGUCAAUUUGCUCCGUACAUGUUAACACACACCAGGAUGAAUAUUAGCAACCGCAAAUCCAGUGGACCGUUCCGGUUUUUGGUGGAACCUGUUAUCCUAGGCACCGUUAUCCUGCUAGCUGUGAUGAUAUUAACACCGCUAAAGGUGGAUGCAAUUCGCUGUGAUUAUUAUAAGGACCCCGAGUGCAGGAAUAAUCCUUUUGAUGUUCAUAACAAGAACUGCACAAGUCAGGAAGUAAACUGCUCUCCUGAAGAACCCUUCUGUCAUGCAUCGUUCGCUGUUUUAUUAUUGAACGGAAUAAACCGAACGGUGCUAGCAACCAAAGGUUGUUGGUCACCACAGGACAGCGCUCCCUGUAAAUCUGGCAUGCAGUCUUACUGCACCAAUACCAAACCACCGGUGCCGAAUCCAGCGAAGCCAGAACUUGGGCCCACUUACUUCUGUUGCUGUGAUGGCCCACUGUGCAACCAGCGACUGGAAAUCAAUAAAGCCUUUGGAGAAGCGGAUUCUAUUUUGCCUUACAUUACCAUGAAACAGUAUAAACAGUAUUUGCUGGACGGGCCUAAACAGAUUGUUGCUGCCGAAUCGACAGGAACGAUUACAUCCGAUCAGAACACGGCAUCGGUGCCUUCACUUCCUUCGCCAAUAAUGCAGCCCGUAAGAAAUGCGGCUAUCCAUUCUGCGCCAGCGUUUCCGUUUGUUGGCGCAGCAGGCGGCCCGAGUUUACCGCCCAUGUCGUUUUCGCGGCCGGCGCCCAUUCCUGUGUAUCGCGAGGACAAAGAAGCUGAGGCUAGAGCACGCAACAGCCAAUCGCGGAACGGCACAAAACCCGUCGCGCAACUGCAGCUCUCGGGUGGCCUUGAAGCGAAACCAAGCGAAAUUGCGAACCAAAAGGAUAUAAGUGGGCAGCACAGCAACUUUUGGCUUCUAGUGUCUGGCACGGCCGCGGCGGUAAUAUUUUUUGCUUUUGCUCUGACAGUGACAAUCGCUGCAAUUCUUGAUUGCUAACGAAGACGCUCGUUAACUUAUUGUAUUUUUGUACAUUUGUUUGCAUCUUUGUCGUCAUUCCUGACUAAUUUCAUCGUAAAUUUUCAUUGUGAAACACGUUUUAGGAACAAAAGUGUGACAUGCUUGCCGGCUAGACUCAUUUAUCCAACAUUUGCGUCGCGAACGAUUCUUCGUACAUACAUCGUCAAGCAAUUUAAUGUUA